This is a messenger RNA of Vicia faba (fava bean), 717 nucleotides long. NCBI's taxonomy places the organism in Eukaryota, Viridiplantae, Streptophyta, Magnoliopsida, Fabales, Fabaceae. The record is from the annotation of a GenBank genome assembly.
AUGAUGUUUUAUAACGACAUUGCUCAGUCACCACCGCCCGGACGUUCAGCCAUCGUCUCCCGUCUAAGUGUUGUGAAAAGUGAGAUGGGGACCAAGGCAAAGAAAGCUAUGAAGAAGAACAUGAAAAGGGUUACCGCUAAAAUUAAGCCAUCUGAGGGUGCUGAUUUUUUGCCAUUGGCGGGUGGUCCGGGUCGCAAGCUUCCUGAACUUAAACCUCUGGAGAAUACUUCACCUGUUUUGUACAUUGGUAGAAUUCCACAUGGCUUCUAUGAGAAGGAGAUGGAAGCUUAUUUUGCACAAUUUGGAACCAUCAAGAGAUUGAGAAUAGCCAGAAAUAAAAAGACCGGAAAAUCCAGACAUUUUGGGUUCAUAGAAUUUGAAUCUCCCGAGGUUGCAAAAAUUGUUGCUGAUACUAUGCACAAUUAUUUGCUUUUCGAACACCUUCUUCAGGUUUAUGUGAUACCUUUAGAAAAUGUUCAUCCAAGAUUAUGGAAAGGAUUCAAUUACCGUUACAAGCCCUUGGACUCUCUCCAAAUUGAACGAGAGCGACAUGACAAGGAAAGGACACUGGAAGAACACAAAAAGUUGGUUGACAGGGUUAUGAAACGUGACAAAAAACGCCGGAAAAGGAUAGAGGCUGCUGGCAUUGAUUAUGAAUGUCCCGAGAUUGUGGGUAACCUCCAGCCUGCUCCAAAGAAGAUAAAGUUCGAAGACUGA